Messenger RNA from Ceratotherium simum simum (southern white rhinoceros), 408 nucleotides. RefSeq names its product small nuclear ribonucleoprotein polypeptide G (gene SNRPG). NCBI's taxonomy places the organism in Eukaryota, Metazoa, Chordata, Mammalia, Perissodactyla, Rhinocerotidae. The record is from RefSeq and is a predicted model, not a curated record. Gene Ontology annotation, cellular component: precatalytic spliceosome; U1 snRNP; spliceosomal tri-snRNP complex. Gene Ontology annotation, biological process: mRNA splicing, via spliceosome; spliceosomal snRNP assembly. Gene Ontology annotation, molecular function: RNA binding.
CGGUUCCGAGGCGUGUUUGAGCUCACUGCAUCGACGCCAUGAGCAAAGCUCAUCCUCCCGAGUUGAAAAAAUUUAUGGACAAGAAGUUAUCAUUGAAAUUAAAUGGUGGCAGGCAUGUCCAAGGAAUACUGCGGGGAUUUGAUCCCUUUAUGAAUCUUGUGAUAGAUGAAUGUGUGGAGAUGGCAACUAGUGGGCAACAGAACAACAUUGGAAUGGUGGUAAUACGAGGAAAUAGUAUCAUCAUGUUAGAAGCCUUGGAACGAGUAUAAACGAUAGCUGUGUUCUCCAGAGGAAUCAGCUGCUUCCACAUGUCCCCACUCCACAGCACCUGUUUUGCUACAAUACAGAAUCGGGUUGUGUACAUUUUCAUAUUAAACUUUUUUGUUAAAUAAACUUUUGUAAUAGUCA